GGGCAACUCCCGAUUCGUUUUUUUUGUCGGCAAACAGGAUGGCGUUGGCAGUGCGCAGCAGCCGUGCCUUUCUGCAGGGCAGGCUGACGGUCGCCCCUCUGUCGCAGCGGAUCUCCGCCCGAUGGUUCGGUGCGUAUGACGGUCAGCCUGUGACGGACGCGCAGCUGGUCAAGAAGGACCCCGACUGGGUGAUAGAGGAGACCAACUUCUGCAUCGGUCGCAUCGGCUUCGUGCGCCACAAGGAGACCGACGACAUGGCCCGCCGCACGCUGCGCAUCUUCGACACGCAGCUGCCGCGGAUGCAGACCCGGCUGCGGGACGGCACCGUCAUCCCCGCCAUGGGCUUCUACAUGGACCACAUCGUCGACCGCCCCGCGCCGCUCCACAACUUCGUGGAGAAGCCAGUCCUCAAGUACACGUGGGACGAGACGUACGACGAGGCGUGGGAGGAUGUGGAGGGGCCGGUGGGGGGCACCAAGGACCCCACUGAGUGGCCCAAGGCCAAGCCGCCCAAGCGCACCUACCCGCCCGAGAUGAACAGGGCCUCCAAGCCACCCCCACCCGGGCAGGGACGGAUGGCCUCAGCCAGCAAACCCACGGUAGGUCAAGGUCAGGAGUGAAAGGGGUGGCUACACAACACAAUACAACACGACACAAGACUAGACGCUAUCUGUGCAGCACAGCACAGCGUGUGGUCAGCGAUGGAUGGAUUUGGCACAUGUCAUGUGUGCAGGCGCACGACGUGGGUGAGAGCAAGAGGACGGGCAUCAAGUCCACCGCGGAGCAAACCAGGGAGGCCAUCAAGAAAGCUGCUGCUGAGGCCAGGGAGGCUGUGGCUGAGGCAAUGCCGUCCUCGAAGAAGUGACACACAUGUACGCGAAAUGGAUCGCUGGAUGGAGGGAGGGAAGGGGCGGGGGCCACGUGAGAGAGGGGGAUAAUCCUCAAGUGGGAUGGAUGGAUGGAUGGGUGCGUGUGCGGGACGGGCAUGAAGUGCACUUCUGUGUAGCAUAUUGAGUCAGUCGGGUCGUUUCAACGGCAGUCUCUCCGAUCCAUGUGUCGCCUCUCUGCCUGCCUGCCUGCCUGCCUGCCUUGCCAACUUUUUGCUCACACACAACAGCAGUGAUCUGUCGUGACGGGAGUUGUUCUUUGGCUGUCACCUUGGUCGUUGCCACGCAGCACAGGUACUGCUGCCGUUGUGAGGCGGCGAGAGAGGGACGCCGUUGACACUCCUGCACGACUGGUCGGUGUGAUGUGGUGCACCGGCUGUGUGCAUGACGACGGGUGAGUGAACGUAGUCUUGUCUGUGUGUGGUGUGACGGUCUGUGAGUCGUUCAUUCGUCAUGGGCACGCUGAAUGAUCGAUCAAGGCAUCAUUUACUUA
This is a messenger RNA of Vitrella brassicaformis, 1380 nucleotides long. Lineage: Eukaryota; Vitrellaceae. The record is from the annotation of a GenBank genome assembly.